CGGUGAUGCGCACAGCUCGGAUACACUGAGUGACAACCGACGAGGAAACGUUUCACGCUCUUUAAAGAAAGGAAAAAGGAAGAAGUGACGACUAUCUUUUUAGAGAAGAUCUUAUUUACUGACCUCCCUUAUCUCACGACAGAAGACGCGCGAGUCAUCCGGAGUACGCAGCUGUCAUUUCUUUACUGCGCAUUGAGUAGCCUAGCCUAUUUCGCCUUGAUUUGAUUUAUGUUACAGUAUAAUAUAGAGGAGAUACUGCACUCUGACUGAAGAUACCGAUGUGGAUGAAGUUGACAUUGCCCAACUAUAGCCUACUGUCACUGCGCGUAAAAUCCACAUUUGGAUACGGACCUGUCGCUAAAGAAACUUUAUAGUCAAUUGCCGUUUAAUUUUCUCCACAAUGUCUGAAGAAGUUAAUAGCUGCACUGGUGCUAGUACUAUAACUGAUGUUGAAAGCAGCAAUAUCAGCGUUCUCGGCUGGGAACAAGUGCAGCGUCUUGAUGCCAUCCUGACCGAGACCAUUCCCAUCCACGGCCGGGGAAACUUCCCCACUUUGGAGAUGAAACCCCGACAAAUAGUGAAGGUGGUGCGUAGUCGCAUGGAGGAGAGGAAUAUCCACGUCCGGGACGUGCGGCUAAACGGGUCUGCUGCAAGCCACGUUCUUCAUGAGGAUAGCGGACUGGGCUACAAGGACCUUGACCUAAUCUUUUGCGCGGAUAUGAAAGGGGAAAGUGAUUUUCAGAUUGUGAAGGAUAUCGUUUUGGACUGUCUCCUGGACUUCUUACCUGACGGGGUGAAUAAGCAGAAAAUAUCACCAUUGACUUUAAAGGAAGCCUAUGUGCAGAAGAUGGUGAAGGUGUGCAAUGACUCAGACCACUGGAGCCUCAUCUCCCUCUCCAACAACAGAGGCAAGAACGUGGAGCUCAAGUUCGUAGACUCUCUGAGGCGGCAGUUUGAGUUCAGCGUGGAUUCCUUCCAGAUCAAGCUGGACUCCCUGCUGCUGUUCUAUGAAUGCUCUGAGAACCCCAUGACCGAGACCUUCCACCCCACCAUCGUGGGCGAGAGUGUGUUUGGGGACUUUGGUGCUGCCCUCGACCACCUACGCCAGAAGGUGAUCUGCACCCGCAACCCAGAGGAGAUCCGGGGCGGCGGCCUGCUCAAGUACUGUCACCUGCUGGUAAGGGGCUUUCACGCCGACUCUGAGACAGAGAUGAAGUCCCUGCAGCGGUACAUGUGCUCGCGCUUCUUCAUCGACUUCUCGGAUAUCAGCGAGCAGCAGCGCAAGCUGGAGUCCUACCUGCAAAACCACUUUGUGGGCCUGGAAGACCGCAAGUACGACUACUUGAUGACCCUGCAUGGGGUGGUCAACGAGAGUACGGUGUGCCUGAUGGGACAUGAGAGGCGGCAGACACUGGGGCUGAUCGCCAUGCUGGCGGUGCGCGUGCUGGCCGAGCAGAACGUCAUCCCAAACGUGGCUAACGUCACCUGCUACUACCAGCCAGCCGCCUACGUGUCAGACGGUAACUUCAGUAACUACUACAUAGCCCAGGUACAGCCCAUGUUCCACUGCCAGCAGCAUGCCUACUCCACCUGGCUACCCUGCAACUGAGACAGCACAGGGAAAGGAAGGAGUGAGAGAGAACGAGGGAGAGUCUGAUUCAUUUAUCACUGUAAAGUGUUUUUCAGAUGAAUGAAUGAGACAAAAGGUAUCCCCAUGCCCCACAAUCCUGUAUUGAAUUUAAAUGUGUUAUGUUCUGUUAGUGUGAUGGGGGAAAGAAAAUAACAGCUGGGUCUCAGCUCCUGCGAGGUCAGUCUUAAACCAAUGGCAGGACAGUUUACUGUGAAAAUGCCACCCUGUCUGACACAUAACCCAAGCUUAGGAAGUAUGGGAUGGGGUUUUGCCCAAUACAAUGCAAACAAUGAUGGACAAGAAUGAAAGCCGUAACAAUACUUUCAUUGACACUGACCUGGAUUGACUGACUCUGUUGCGAACUGAAAAGGCUGUGGAAUUGAGCGAUAGACGGAACAUAAUGUGGGGCUGCAUCUGUGUUCUGCGGUGUCCAGCUGCCUCCUUGGCCGGAGGAUGCAGGCCCCUUUGCUCUCUGAGGGGUGUGUGGCUUGCACCCUGACGCGUGCUGGGCAAUGUCCCAGCAACACAGGGGUUACUAGAGCACCAUAAAACUCUCUUUAUUUCUGGUGAGGUGAGUUGUCAUCACGAGCUUGGAAUGACAGAAACUACACCUUAACUAGUAAUGAUUGAUAUGAACAUGAUGAUGCGUUUACAAACCAAAGAUUUUUCAUUUAUUGUUUUUAAUACCCACGUUUGGUGGGGAAGAAAACAAAUGUAUAAUGCUAUCUAUAUUUGUAUAUGUGAACGUGUUUUAAGUGCCUAACGCCUAUCAGUAGUAUAGGCAGAGGAAUAAUGAGCAGCAGGCCAUAUUGUUUUGUGAAUAAAUCCAGUCUGGUUUUCGUCAGGCACACAAGACAAUAGCACCCCAGAGGCUUGUGAAUGUAACCGUAAAAUCCUGAUUCAAAUCCUGAUACAGUCCGUGUUGAUGUCAUAUUUUUUGGAAGACAACAUAUCCCCUUGCAGUCAUAGAGUAUUAGUCGAUGGGGGAGAGAUUGGGGUUUUGCUGUACUUUGUACAAAGUAGUUUGACAGGUUGAUACAAGACCGUUAACAUUUGCCGAUAUUUUAAACAUUCCAGCUCCAAUUAAUGAUAACAGUACCUCCUCAUAGGUGCGUUGACGCCACGGAGAAUAGAGCGUUGUUUGCUGUUGCUCUCCCGUAGUCAUUUUCAGACAAACAAACUCCACAGGAAUAUUAGCUCGUGCCGUGGUGCAUGUACCGAGAUGGUUUAACAUUGUUUUGUCGUUUUUCAUGUUGACAGCUUUGGUGAGCUUUUCGGAUGUCGGCGUUAAAGAAAGGCGACGUCCUGUCGUUUUCAGUUUCAUCAUAUGGAUCACUGUACAUUCAGUUUCACAUGGUUUCAACUUUACUGUAUUUUGUAUUGGGGGUGCUUCUCUUUUAACUCACCUUUUUGUAGCAAGUUCACAGCAGGCUGAGGGAAUGAAAAACCUGUGUCGAUAGAAAUGGAUACAGAAGGAGAGAGAGACCGAACGGAUCAAAAGGCGAAGAGAUCGUCUGUGUGUUCCGGUGCUGCCUUCUAGUAUGAUAUUCGCUGAGACACCUGUGAUGAUGGGGACAUUAUUUGCUGUAACACCCUAGCAGGGAAUUAUGCAGCUGCCAAAACGGUUGAACUUAUCUGGGCUGUGUCUGUUGUGUAUGCGCUCGCUUUGGGUGGGCUCAAACCUACCAGCAAAUGUUGUGUCAAAUGUUUAUCUGCCGCUUGCCCAGUGUUGAAUGAGUGUUCGGCCUUUUGUCGAUGGGGAGAGAGGUUGAGGAUGUGUUGUUUUUAUAUCGAGGUACAGAUAUUGAGCUGUAGGGGGAAAAAAACAUGUGAGGGACAGAGGAAAAUGAGGCUGGGCUGGGGAGAUAGGUGCAGCUGGUGAAGGGGUUUGUCUUGCUUUCACCACAGACAGACAGACAGACAGACAGACAGACAGACAGACAGACAGACAGACAGACAGACAGACAGACAGACAGACAGACAGACAGACAGACAGACAGACAGACAGACAGACAGACAGACAGACAGACAGACAGACAGACAGACAGUGGUAAUACCUCUUUCUCCCAUUUUAAGAUGACCUAAGCAGAGAGAAUAGGCAGGAGAGAGAGGGGUUCUGGUACACACAACACAACUUUAGGGAGGUAGCCUAUUAAGCCUAGCUUUACCUCUUAUGUCAGGGCCUCUUCUCUGGGGGACUAAACAGAUAUCCUCGCAUGCCUUAUGAGCUUUGAUAACAUUUCCUGGGUUGGUGCACUGCCAUGCUAUUACUGUAAAUAACCUUGUAAAUGAGGCUAUGCUAUGCUGUAAGGUCCAAGCCCAUGGGGGAAUACUGUCUCAUGCUAAUUCAUGCCAUUUCUCAACAUAACAUCUGAAAUAUGUUCCUCAACUGAUCGGAAUUGAUUUUUGACGUAAAGAUGAAAAUGAACGAUGAUUCAUCACCAGUAUUGUGGAUCUCGGGGUGAGAGACAGUGUUAUUAAAAAUAGCAACAUCGGUGUGCACUAUACAAAUCUAAAGUGUGUAUCUUUUAGAGAAGAAUUAAACGGUGUGUUCACUUUGGGUGGGAUUCCUGGCUUCCCACUUCUGUACAAAUGGGUCAUGCCACACCUCUUUCGGACAUCUUAAGGAAACUACUCUCUUUGUCUCCACUGAUGAGAUCCUACUCUUGUCCUCCCUCCUCUCCCCUCACUCCCAUAAUGUGCAAGCAGUAAUGCAGCUCCCUUAGGGAGAAAGUGAAUGGACAUCUAAUGGAGUUCUACGGGGCGGAGGCACUCCAAAGGGGAUGUGAAUCGACUUCGGUGACCACUGUGUGACCGUAACCCGGGUGGUCAAGAGAACAGAGAGAGAUGCACUCGACUCAAAUCAUUCUGUAGACUCCUUUUUCUCUAUUUUGCUAUUUCACACAUUCUGGUCUAACAUUUUUCUUUUUGACUGUGUACAUUUUGAUGAUAUUGUCUGGAUUGUGCAGGCGCUGUAUAUUCUCAUCUCUUCUCACUCUGUGAAAUUGGCUCAGAACAGUUAAGCCAGCACCAGUCUACCAUGUAGUUGGCAAGCAACACACAGGCUACUAUGGGUUGCUGCAUUGUCUUGUAUGCAUUGUUUCAACUUUUCACCUCCUAUUCAUGCAGUCUUUUUCAAUCAAACCAACUAAAAUAGAAAAAGAGCCUGCCUCGUAAUUUUUUAUGAUUGUUCUUUUUUAUAACCGUAUCAGACCAUGUUGCAGCGCUUUGGAGUCUGUGAUCAGUUUGCAAAAUGUCAUUUCUCAGCUUACAUUUUUUUCCCCAGAUCUCGUUAAUGUCUGUUUCGACGAUAAAGCAUGUUUUCAUCAUUAAAAAA
Salvelinus namaycush (lake trout) is the source of this 4967-nucleotide messenger RNA. RefSeq names its product terminal nucleotidyltransferase 5A-like. Gene Ontology annotation, molecular function: RNA binding; poly(A) RNA polymerase activity. The transcript is spliced from 2 exons. The record is from RefSeq and is a predicted model, not a curated record. Gene Ontology annotation, biological process: mRNA stabilization. Bases 401 to 1609 code for a protein of 402 amino acids. Lineage: Eukaryota; Metazoa; Chordata; Actinopteri; Salmoniformes; Salmonidae.